Molecule: messenger RNA, 1213 nt
Organism: Prorocentrum cordatum
Lineage: Eukaryota; Dinophyceae; Prorocentrales; Prorocentraceae
Source: the annotation of a GenBank genome assembly
CACGCGCACGUCCCGAUGAGCGAGGCCUACAAGAACUUCCUGCCGAAGCCGAAGGAGAAGGAGGGGAGCGCCGCGAAGUCUGCGAGGACCGAGACCGAGGAGCCCGACGCGGCCUCGAAGAGGGACGAGCUGAUUCUCUUGGCGUCCGUGGCGGCGGAGUCGCGGAACCACGCAGCGGCGCUCUACCGGACGUGCCUGGUGCCGGGGGAGGUGGGCGAGGCGUUCUACGACGGGAUGCGCGGGGCGGUGGGCGAGUACGAGAAGAAGGCCCGGGGCCAACGGGGCCACGGGCACGGAGUGCCUUGCCACCACGCGCUGAUUGCCGCAGCGCUCAUCGGGCAGACGCACUUUUCCGCGGAGGAGAUGGGGGCGAAACCGCCCGAGUACCAGAAGAUCGAAGAAUUCCUGACGAAGUACGACGUGCCCAAGAAGCUGGGGAGGGAGGUGCUGGAGUUCAGGGCCUACGAGACGCGCGACAAGGGCCACCGUUUCCGGUUCCGCCUCGUGGAGGGGGGGGAUCCCUUGGUCAAGGCAGUGGUGGAGAUCAUCGUUCGCGUGUGGAUGCAGGCCGGGGGCGAGGAGGUGUUGGGGUCAGCGCCAGCGUCGAAGCGGGAGCGGAAGCUGCAGGCCCGCAUUAAGCGGAUGAAGGAGUGACCCGGCGGCGCAUUGCUUUCCCCCUUGCCUCCUCCUCCUCCUCCUCCUCCUCCUCCUCCUCUCCUUCCUCUGGGCUGGAAAAAACACAGGAUCUUGUCGUAACGGCGGCCGCCUGCUGACGAAUGCCCCGCCAGAAUUUAGUUCCCGUGCUCGGCGGGCAUUUGAAAUGCGGCCGAAGUGUCGCAACGCACACUUGGUGAUCGCAUGCUGGCGCAAUUCUAUGCUCGCCAGUUGUACGCCCUUGUCGACGAAUGCAGCGAGCGUGCUCACGGUGCGGCGCUGUCCUGCCCCUGCUUCACUCCGCCCCCUUCUUCCAUUGACGCGCGAUGUCUUGUGAGGGCGGCCAGCUGGGGCAGAUUCAGCACUGCCGCGACCCAGGCCCAGCGGAGACGCCACGUCGGUGCGCCCCGCUGCUGGUGUGGGGCUUUGACCUGUCUACAUAACGGGUCGCGUCGCUCACGUUGGCAAGCUUUGAUUGGCGAUACUUUAUCGCGGCACUGCAUAUUCCUCUACAUAUCGAUCGGCUUGCUGACUUCGAGUGUGUCGGACCGGACCGGAC